AUGGCAGAACCAGACCCCGAGCAGAUGUUCUGCGGCUGCGCGCUAGUGCACCGUUCAUUUCCCCCAGACUGCACCUGGCACCCUCCCGGACUCUUUCCAUCCUUCGCCUAUAAGCACCAUAUCGCUGCCCGCGAUGCCCACAGCAAGGAGCAGCUCGUAGCCGCCCUCCCGUCCGACAUCUGUGCUCUGAACCUGGAGAAGCCCAAGCGAAUCGAAUCGAAGCAAUAUACGUGUAUCAUCGUGGAAUGGGCUUGCCCGCAGCCUGUCGCACGAAGUUUUGCUGAUCUGUCAAAGGAUCUCGCCGAGGUAUUAAACAACCACGUCUUGACGCGCUAUGGGCCUCAGAGCAUGCCCGUCGUUCGCGAUAUCUACAUAUCGACUGUCUUUCACCCCAAGCCUGCGGGGGAUAAGCCCGACUGGGAGUAUAGGAAACAUAUGUCACUGGUGCAGAUAUCGCUAGAUUCCGUGGCGAUACUGAUCGAUCACCUUGACUCCACCAGGUGUGUUUACUUGAAGGACGCGGAUGACUAUCUGAGGCUCGUAUGGCACGCCGAUAACAUGUAUAUGCUGUUGGCCGAAGCAAUAGCAAGUAAAAACGAGCCGCCCCAGCCCCUGAAUUCGCCGUCCGUAGCAUCAGCACCAACACGUGAUAUAUUCUCCUUUACCCCAAGCGAGCAGGGGGCAAUCUUUGCCCUCGCAAGUCUUCAACAGACGCAUGGGUCACCAGGAUCUAACAGGACCAUUGUGUCUUCCCCAUCGGUAACACCCCCGACAGCGCCGAGCGGACCUGUUCACUUCCAAGGCGAAUCCGUGACUCAACCUCAACCUCCCGCCCUUACUUCAGCAGCCCCAACACCAGCGAAACCAACAGGAACACAAGACCCCACGCCAUCAAGCAGCACGCCUCCAGAGCGUCCCGCAGUCCCUACAUCCACCUGGCCCUCGCACACUUUCAACCUGCACAAGAACCCCUCCCAAGCCGGACAAGCGGCUGUAGAAGCGGCCCGUGCCCGUCUUCAUCCCUUCAACCAACCGUUCAAUCAAGCGCAAGAGGCCAGUGCCCGUCAGAACCUCCCAUGGCCGAGCCUGAACACCAGUGCCUCGGGAGGCUCUAAUCUGCUGGUGCGGAAACUAUGUCCACAGUACUUCAACCAAGCGGCAAGGUUCAACAAUGCUCAACCUGCCUCUAGCGACCUAGGAGAGGCUCAGAGUGCGCCUGUGGCCGAGGUUACUCGUUUGAGUCUGACCGACAUGCCGCACCGAGAUUCGGGACUUCUUGUUAGCAAGCUGUGUCCGCAGUAUUUUGGCCAGGCUUCGAGAUUGAACGAGGCUGCUGCUCAGAGCGCGGCCUCGACCUCGACGCCAUCUACCGCGCAGCCGGCUGCAUCUGCAUCGAUUGUUGUACCUCCUCCCGUCGUUCCGCAGCGGGUCGACAUGCCUCAACCUCCCCAGCCAGAGCCAGUACGAACGACCAACCCGCCACCUGCUCGACGCUCGAGCGACACUUCAGUCUACAUUCCCCCUCCUGUAGACAUCGAGAUGUACCUCGCAUCCAUGCUCCCUCCCGCACUAAGCAAACCCGGCUCCUCGAUGCGCGGAAAACGUCGCAAACAACGGCAUGGGCAAACCAAGACAAGACCGUAUUACCAGACGUUCACAGUCUUCGACGAGGGUGUGGAGGGGGAGAACGUGCGAUAUCUCUCGCCUGCGCCUGUGGGAGGCGCCCUGCCGAGGCAUACAACGCCGUUGUCAGUGCGAUGCGUGCCGAGUAGCGAUGGUUUCGACACAGGAAAGCCAGAGUCACAAGCUACACGGAUGGUUGAGAACCCAACCGGUCCUUGGCUGAGGAAACGAUCAGCAGAAAUUGAGUGGGUGUCCUCAAGUAAGAAGCCUAGGCUGGAGCGUGGCGGCGCGCACGGUAUGGAGGAUAGUGGGAUGGAUGUUGACAUGCAGACCUGGACUGGAGGGACGGAGUCGUGUCCGGUUGACCUGACGGGGGAUGAUUAAACAGUGGUUUGCCCUCCUAGCUUUCUCAGCGCGGAGGUGUCUGGCAGGUUGUUCCCUGCCCAUUCUUUGGGCAUGAGGUGUUGGGUCUGCUGGUGAGCUUCUUGCGUGUUCUGGCUUUCAAUUGGGCUCUAGUGCCGAUCUUUUCGACUAUGACUGUCAUCAAGCAAAGUGUCCGCUUUCUCAUACGAAAGAUAGCUGAACU
This is a messenger RNA of Dacryopinax primogenitus, 2209 nucleotides long. RefSeq lists its product as uncharacterized. The transcript is spliced from 2 exons. NCBI's taxonomy places the organism in Eukaryota, Fungi, Basidiomycota, Dacrymycetes, Dacrymycetales, Dacrymycetaceae. The coding region runs from base 1 to 2007 and encodes 668 amino acids. The record is from RefSeq and is a predicted model, not a curated record.